AUGGCUGCUGUGUUUGUGCCGCCGUCUCCUCAACCCUCCCUGAACAUGUCGACUCGCCGCCCGCUCGCCAACGUGCCGAAUGCUACCAACUCUCCCCAUCGGGCCGGGCUCGUGCCAGCCAAACGAGCAAGAUCCGGUCAAAUUGAGAUUCCAUUUGGCCAGCCGCCGCCAAAGAAACAGGUUAUGGACGCGGCAGAGCAGGAUCGAAGCCGACUCAUUUUACACCAAGGCACUGAAUCCAAGUUGUUUGCGCGUCGGAGCAACAACGCAAACCCUAGUGCAUUCGAAAAGAAGCUGGUGGCUGCGAGAGAAAAGGAAAGAAUGCCUCAACCAAAGCCAUCUAGAACUGAGAAGCCUUCAGCGGAUACUAUGGAUACAAUUCGACAAUGGCAGCGGCACUACCGUAAGGCGUUCCCACAAUUUGUCUUUUACUUCGACAGUAUCCCCGAGGAUGUUCGCCGCAAAUUCUCGCGCCAGGUUGUUGCUCUUGGAGCUAGCGAGGAGAAAUUCUUCUCACGUCUCGUGACCCAUGUCGUUACUUCACGCCCUAUCCCCCCAGAAGCUGUUGCUACUACGAGUCCGACCGAGGAGCCCGUCACCAGGACAGAGGGAGCCAAUGGCGAAAACAUGCAGACUGUGAAUCCAUCGCUUCUGGAGAAGAAUGCCGAUUCCCACUUACACGUCUCGCUGAAGACUGAAGCACGUCGUGACCAAGGAAACAUGGAUGUUCUGCAGAGAGCCCGCCAGAUGGGUAUGAAAAUUUGGGCCUUGGAAAAGCUUCAGCGCAUGAUCACCACAAUCAAUGACAACGAUAUCGGUGGUCCAAAUGAAAGUGCCUCUCGAAGCAAGAAUGUCGGUGGUAGCACUACCCACGGUCGUGGCGAGAACGAUCUCUCCCGCGUUCUUCGACAAGAACUCCUGAAUGGACCAUCUGAUCGGGACCCAUUUGCCUCAAUGGAGAUGGUGAUGUUCAAAGGGCCUUUCAUCUACAUUCACGAUAUGAACGAGAAGACCAAGCCAGUGAUGGUGCGCGAAUACGCUCGAGUAAACAAACGGCAGGAUGGUGCUUGGCCCCAAUUUCGAAGUGCCCCCCUAGGCAAAUGCCCUUUCAUUGACGAACCCCCAAGCCGAAAGGAGUAUGACCGUCAGCGGAUACGUCAAGCUCAAAAAGAGAAGAAGGCUGCAGUUCAGAAAGUGGAGGACUCUCGCAGCAAGCCCUCGACAGCUGUUCCCGCAGAACGGCCUGUUGAGAACAAACUCGUUACAGAUCUUUCCAAACCCAAGCGCCCAGAGGAUCCAUCUACUGCAAACCCUGUGGUCGUUUUUACGAAGCCAGUGUUUGAAGAUGGUCAUGAACGCAAGAGCUCAGAAAGCUUGAUUCCUCCCCAUUUCCCUCGCACUGGACCAUUUUAUACCGGUCGUGAACCUGCUGCAUCUGGCGUACAGCCGUCCAAUGUCACUUCAGCCAUCCGGUCUCAAAUGAUCUCAUCUACCGCUGCCGCACCCGGUGCUAAAGCAGGAUUGAGUAAAGAAGUCCACGGACUGAAGAGGAAGGUCCUUGAGAAAGGCACUGGCAGUAUCGUGACUGGAUCAAUGGCCGCACCCCAGCGUCCUAGCACUGGAUCUGCAUCCUUCUCUUCCAAGCAGAACGAUUCUAACAAAACUGCUGUUCUUGAGAAGAAUGGCCACGGAGAUGUCCACCAAAUGGAAGGAGCUGGAACUAAGCGGCGACGGGACGAACACAAUGAUACCCAACCACAGAAACCUGAACGACGGAGAGACCCGAAGCCCGGCUAUUGUGAGAAUUGUAGAGAUAAGUUCGAUGACUUUGAAGAGCACACCAUGACAAGAAAGCACCGCCGGUUCGCCCAAAAUGUAUCCAACUGGGGUGAACUCGACGCCUUGCUAUUCGAGAUUCAACGACCUCUGAAGGAAGAAUACGAAUUUGACGAGUAA
Penicillium daleae is the source of this 1956-nucleotide messenger RNA. Its product is annotated as protein serine/threonine kinase activating protein nimO. The record is from RefSeq and is a predicted model, not a curated record. The transcript has 3 exons. Gene Ontology annotation, cellular component: nucleus; Dbf4-dependent protein kinase complex. NCBI's taxonomy places the organism in Eukaryota, Fungi, Ascomycota, Eurotiomycetes, Eurotiales, Aspergillaceae. Gene Ontology annotation, biological process: regulation of cell cycle phase transition; positive regulation of nuclear cell cycle DNA replication. Bases 1 to 1956 code for a protein of 651 amino acids. Gene Ontology annotation, molecular function: nucleic acid binding; protein serine/threonine kinase activator activity; zinc ion binding.